Messenger RNA from Epithele typhae, 672 nucleotides. RefSeq lists its product as uncharacterized. The record is from RefSeq and is a predicted model, not a curated record. The coding region runs from base 1 to 672 and encodes 223 amino acids. NCBI's taxonomy places the organism in Eukaryota, Fungi, Basidiomycota, Agaricomycetes, Polyporales, Epitheliaceae. The transcript has a single exon.
AUGGAAAACCGGACUUACACCACGCCCUCGCCGGAUGUCGUCGAACGGCUCCUCGCGGACGACUCCCCGAGCCCCAUGCACGUUGAACCGGACAGAAUUUUGCACUGGGUCUCUUCCCCGGGAGGUUCACCGGCCCACUAUCCGGAGCCCUCGGCGACCACCGCCUCGGAAGGCUCUCCUGCUCCGCCAUCCACAUUCUCUGGCAUUUCGCCAUCCGCCACCCUCGCCGCAACCCCGAACGCCUCCGCCGGACAACACCACGGGCUCGCGUCCCGCUUCGAGUCCGAGCCCGAGGACGAGAACGAGGCCGAGGCCGUCCUCUCGGCCGGCUCACCAGGCGACCCGCGCUCCCCCUCGGCGCUGGGGGGCACGCCGCCGCCUCCUCUGCCGCCUCUGGACCCGAGCCUCGGCCCCCCCUUCUCCUGCCCUGCUCCGUGCCCGAGGCGCGACGCGCGGGGAUUCUCAUGGUGCUGCUCGGCGACGCCAUCGGACUGGUAUGACGGGCUCUCUCCCCCCGACUUCCGCGCCGCGCCGCGCACGCUCGGCCUCUCUGGCGGCGCUGGCUCGGACCACCGCGACCCGGAAGAAGGGGGUGCAGGAGAACUCGAGGGAGAAGGGCAAGGGCAAGACGAACAAGAACAAGAACCAGGGGAAGAAGAAGAAGAUCGCUGA